AUGCAUUUUCUCGAUCGAGUCCGAACAGUCCUUCGGAGAGGCAAACGGGGCUCAAUGUCGGCUGUGGCUACAUCUUCAGGAUGGAAACGACUCCCAUCUCAUAUCUUUGUUAUGAUCCUAGCCUCCUGUGAACUGAAGGAUAUCGGUUCCUUGUCUCUUUCCUGUCGAAUACUCCACAACCGGAUUUCGAAUCUGGAAUUUGCCAUAGCAUGGGCAUAUAUCCAACUCCGGAAACAGGCGCAUCAUCAAAGAAAUUGCAUUACUGGCACACUCUCACCGGGUGAUGACGUUUCGUUCAUCUCUGAGCUAUUCCCUCCCCCGCCUCCUGAGUAUAGCAUAGGUGUGGCUCAUGGCAACGCCGGAUAUUCCCUAGGAUAUCUCGGUGAGUUGAAUCGAUGCUGGAAUACUUGCAUUCGACUCAGCUACCACCUGGCUUAUCAUGUGCUUGAACAUCAUCUGGAGACCGAUCCACUUGUCCAACCUUUGUGGUCCUCUUCCAAGACAGAGAAAGAAGUUGUCUUCAGUAAAGCCAUGGCUGCGCUCCAGGCCAAGCUUUUGUAUCCGAUAGCCUACGCGGUAUUCUUCUUGGAAUCAUCCGCAUCUCCUGGCUCUGACUCUGAUGACUCGGGUCAUCACAACAGCAUGACGGUUGCUUCUUCUAAAAGACAACAAAAAAUUCUUCAAAAUGCGCCUUUUGACGAUAUGCAUGUAUUUAUGUCCACCCAUCACUGCAUGCAGCUUCUAUUUUCGACCGUCCAGCGCUUGAUGGGCCCGGAAAUUUCUCAUUCCACCGCCGAAAGCUGGGUUAGUCUCCUUCUCACUACUUCUACUAUGGAGAGGAUCGUUAGCUUCUUUGUUUCUAUUGCGAAGGAUGACCAAAGAAACCAAAAGGGCGAACAUGAUUCUACGUGGUCUCAUAGAAAGGAGUUUCUGUGGGGCAUGCGACAGGAUUUGAAGGAUUACAUGGCGUCUUUCGGUGAUAAUGGCGAACAAAACCUCGAGCCAAAGCUUAACCAUGUGUGGUUUCAAGCAGCAUGCACAGAGAUGAACCGACGAGGGGCUAUUCCGCAUACUGUUGACGAUACAGAAUUACCCGUUCUCCAUGGGUCUGUUGUAAAAUUGGGAUGUGAAUACUGUUAUGAUUGUUACGAUAAAUGA
Penicillium robsamsonii is the source of this 1158-nucleotide messenger RNA. RefSeq lists its product as uncharacterized. The coding region runs from base 1 to 1158 and encodes 385 amino acids. The record is from RefSeq and is a predicted model, not a curated record. The transcript is spliced from 2 exons. Gene Ontology annotation, molecular function: protein binding. NCBI's taxonomy places the organism in Eukaryota, Fungi, Ascomycota, Eurotiomycetes, Eurotiales, Aspergillaceae.